AAACUUUCUUUCCUGACCUCCUCUCUCUUCACCCACCUUCAGGAAACCAGACAGUCUUCAAGCUCCCAGAUCCAGAAUCAAUCUCCCAGCAGAAACACAUCAGAUCUCAGUGGAACAUGAAGAACCUGCAGCAAAGAGCCGAGAUUUAAAGAAGAAUCCAGUUUUAGACUCUGCAGAAAACUGGGGAGGAACCAAACGACACCAGAGCUUCCUCUUACCGUCUGCUGCAGAAGUUGGUGGUCAGCUGUCGGUCCGGUUCUGACCGUGGAUCAACACCACAUUUCACCCGUCUAAACAGAAGCAGAAAAUGAACAUGGCGACAUUUGAAGGCGACGAUCAGAUGGAAUAUGAAGAACCAGCAAAGAGUCGGGAUUUAAAGAAGAAUCCAGGAGGAAAAGUUUUCUGUCUGCUUCUCCUGAGCUUCGGACUUCUCUGCAUCCUCCAAUCUGCCCUCAACAUCUCACUGCGUCUGACUUCCUAUUGUUCCCUUUACCCUGAGGACUGUGACAAAAACCUGACCGGACGCCACAGCCAGGACUCUGGCCCUGACCCCGCCGGGGAACCCGACCAGAACCCGACUUCACAACCUGCUGGGGAGGCGCUGAAAGCCCAGAUCCAACAGGUGAAAGGGCUGUUAUGUGUUUCUGGCAGCAAGGCAGGACAACUGGACGUGGAUUUAAAAGCAUUGCCCAGUUCCUUCAAAGAACAGUUGGCUACAUUUUGUCCAAGCAUCUACUACUUUUCCUCUGCCAGGGAAACAUGGGGUAAAAGCAGAAAAGAUUGUCUGGAAAGAGGAGCAGACCUGGUGAUCAUCAACAGCAGAGAAGAGCAGAACUUCCUGAGUCGGUUCAAAGAGAGGCGUUGGAUCGGACUGACUGACACUGAAAAGGAGGGAGAAUGGAAAUGGGUCGACGGGACUCGACUGGACACCAGUUACUGGAGUCAAGGUGAGCCAAACAGUCAUGAAAAUAGAGAUGAAAACUGCGGCGAAAUCCGAUUUUUUGACGAGGAAAACAACUGGAAUGAUGUUCCCUGUGAAGUUCACAACUACUGGAUCUGUGAAAGAAAGUUGCAGGGAUGAAGAUGGAAAGCAGCAGGAAGGCUCCUGACCUCUGACCUCAGCAGGUAAAGGUCCACCAGGUGGCGCCAGUUGGAUGAUUCAUACUUUGGGUCAGAUCCCCACUGGGUCCAGAGCUGCAGCUCCUUGUUCUUCACGUCUGACUUCAGCUUUGCUUUGCUUUGAACUUUAUUUUCUCUUAAUCUUUCAAGUCAGAAUGAAAAAUAAACUUAUUUCAUCUCUCCUGA
Xiphophorus couchianus (Monterrey platyfish) is the source of this 1305-nucleotide messenger RNA. RefSeq names its product CD209 antigen-like protein E. Bases 308 to 1081 code for a protein of 257 amino acids. NCBI's taxonomy places the organism in Eukaryota, Metazoa, Chordata, Actinopteri, Cyprinodontiformes, Poeciliidae. The record is from RefSeq and is a predicted model, not a curated record. The transcript has 9 exons.